UUUUCUCUAUAAUCCCAAUUUCCAACUACCAUUUUCCUAAACACCAUCUUCGCAACUCAAAAUAAAAAAUUACAUUUUUCAUCAUGGCAACUCAAGCAGGCCUCUUCACCCCAACAAUCACCACCCCAAAAAACAGCAAGCUUCCACUGAUCCCAUGGAAACCAGCCUCAUCAUUUUCAUUCACCACUCCCAGACCUCUCACUCUGUCCACAUCUCAGAGGACAAUCAGAGCCGCGGCUGCAGAAGAAGCCCCAGCAACAGCAGCACCCGCAAAGGAAGCUCCGGUGGGCUUCACCCCACCGGAACUAGACCCCAACACCCCAUCACCGAUCUUCGGAGGAAGCACAGGAGGGUUGUUGAGAAAGGCCCAAGUUGAAGAAUUCUAUGUUAUCACAUGGGAAUCACCCAAAGAACAAAUCUUUGAGAUGCCCACCGGAGGAGCGGCGAUAAUGAGACAAGGACCGAACUUGUUGAAGUUGGCGAGGAAAGAACAAUGCUUGGCUCUCGGGACGAGAUUAAGAUCAAAGUACAAGAUCAAGUAUCAGUUUUACAGGGUGUUCCCUAAUGGUGAGGUGCAAUAUCUUCACCCCAAAGAUGGAGUUUAUCCGGAGAAGGUGAACCCUGGACGUCAAGGGGUGGGGCAAAAUUACAGAUCAAUUGGGAAGAAUGUCAGCCCCAUUGAGGUUAAGUUUACUGGAAAACAAGUUUAUGACUUGUAAGAUAUUGUGAGGAAGCUUAUUGAGAUUGUGAUGAUGUAAUCUUAGUUUAAGAUUCUCUAUCUAUUUUUUAAGAUUUUAUAAUUA
This is a messenger RNA of Pistacia vera, 803 nucleotides long. RefSeq names its product photosystem I reaction center subunit II, chloroplastic. Lineage: Eukaryota; Viridiplantae; Streptophyta; Magnoliopsida; Sapindales; Anacardiaceae. The transcript has a single exon. The record is from RefSeq and is a predicted model, not a curated record. Gene Ontology annotation, cellular component: photosystem I reaction center; photosystem I. Bases 84 to 719 code for a protein of 211 amino acids. Gene Ontology annotation, biological process: photosynthesis.